AUGAAUAGUUCCAGCAUCCUCACCAAGUUGGGAAAGAAGAUGCAGAAGCUAGCUUCUAUCAACAGGAAGAGCAACUCACUGCCACGAACAACAUGGAAUGAUGAAAGAACAUCUGUGCUUGCUGACAAGGGUCAUUUGGUUGUCCACACAAUUGAUCAAAAGCGCUUCUUAGUUCCAUUAGUAUAUCUUAACAGUGGGAUUCUUAGAGCGCUAUUUGAAUUAUCUAAAGAUGAGUUUGGGCUGCCAAGUGAUGGACCAAUCACAUUACCAUGCGAAGCAUUUUUCAUGGAGUACAUACUCGUGUUAAUCCGACGAGGAGCAGAUAAAAACCUGGAGAAACCUUUGCUCAUGUCAAUUUCCACAUGCUGUGCCUUAUCAUAUUCUCUCCUGAAUGAAGAACCAACAAUCCCGCAACUCCAUGUCAAUACUGAUCAAUGUGCAUAUUGA
Messenger RNA from Populus euphratica (Euphrates poplar), 447 nucleotides. RefSeq lists its product as uncharacterized. The coding region runs from base 1 to 447 and encodes 148 amino acids. The transcript has a single exon. Gene Ontology annotation, biological process: response to auxin. The record is from RefSeq and is a predicted model, not a curated record. NCBI's taxonomy places the organism in Eukaryota, Viridiplantae, Streptophyta, Magnoliopsida, Malpighiales, Salicaceae.